GUCAUUGUCAUUAGUUGAGUAUUUGACAGAAGCGGCAUGUAAACAACAUGUGCAUUCGGUGGUGACAGGAAUUUAAUUUACGUUUUCCAGAUUUGUAGUGUUGAAUUGAUAAAAAUGGAAUCGACAAGUGUCGAACAAUUGCCCAACGACGUGAAAAAUGAGACGAGUGACAAUGUACAGAUUGACAAAACCGAUGAAAAUCCACAACAACAGCGACAAGACUUCAAUUCGGAGUACAAUAAAAUCGAGCUCGGAAAUCUGGGCAAAUUCGCUUUUGGGGAACUACGUGCAUUAAUCAAGAAAUUAAAGCUAAAACCGACAAAAAUCAAGACAACAAAUAGUUAUGGUGGCCGCGAUUUUGCUUUCUUAUGUUUCCGUACGGUGGAAGAAAAGGAAUCGGCCAUGAAACUGUUUAAUGGUUACAAGUGGAAAGGCAAAGAGAUAUCGGCAAAAGAAGGAAAAGCCGUAUUGGAUCCAUUGAUCAAAAGACGUCUCGCAGAAGAGAGUCUGGAUCAGAAUGCGCCAAAACCGAAGAAAUUCCGUAAAAAAACGGUCGUCGAAGCAACCGUUCCAUUGGCUAAUGUUCCAUAUGAAAAUCAACUCAUUCGCAAAGAAAAGGAAUGCAUGAAACAUUUGCAGGCGUAUGCGACAUCGGUUAAGAAAGCUUCACUUGAACUCCGACCGAUGAUUCAGGCCAAUGAAAAGGAGAAAGGUUUGCCCUGCAUUUGGCAUGGAAUAAAACAAGCGCCAAAAAUCAAUGGCUAUCGGAACAAGUGCGAAUUUGCCGUUGGAUUGAAUGCAAAUAACGAGCGAACGGUUGGCUUUCGUUUGGGUAGCUACACCGAUGGUUCGCUUGAAGUGGCAUCAAUUCAAGACUUACCUCACAUACCGGACCGUACGAAAUUGGCCGUUCAAUUGUAUGAGUCAUACAUAAAACAGUCAAAGUAUGAUGUAUUCAACAUGCAAGUGUACAAGGGACAAUUCAGGCAGUUUACCGUUCGAUUGUCAGAGUCAACUGGCGAAAUCAUGAUUGUCGCUGGCAUUCAUACCACAGAAAUUCUUGAUGAACUCGACGAUUUGCUCAAAGAUAUUGUGGACUUUUUCACGGAACGUAACGGCAAAGAACUCAAUGUGUCAUCGAUUUAUUUGGAAGAAAUAAAUAAACGGGAAAUUGGACAGGUACAAAACAAUUUUCGACAUGUUCAUGGGUCGAAAUAUAUUACGGACACAAUUUUGGGAUUGAAAUUCCGCAUUAGUGCCGCAUCAUUCUUCCAAAUCAAUACACAAUCGGCUGAAGUACUGUAUGAGUUGGCAAUUAAAAUGGGAAAAAUCGACUCCGGCACAACGAUACUCGAUAUUUGCUGCGGCACAGGCACAAUUGGACUAUGCUUCGCCAAGCACUGCAAAGAGGUGCUUGGUGUUGAGAUCAUCGCAGAUGCCAUCAACGAUGCAAAAUUUAACGCACAGGAAAACGGAAUUGAAAACUCGAAAUUUUACGCCGGAAAUUGUGAUGAUUACAUUCAUUCCCUGGUUUAUGAAGCAGAAAAUGAAAAUCUGCUGGCUAUAAUUGAUCCACCAAGGGCUGGAAUUCAAACAAAAUCAAAAGAAGCGCUACGAAAUGCACGCGGAUUGAAUCGUUUCAUUUACAUUGCGUGUGCGCCAAAAGCAGCGAUGCAAAACUGGAUUGAUUUCAGUCGGCCAUGCUCGAAAACGCUAAAAGGCGAACCAUUUGUGCUGAAAGAAGCGGCUGCUGUCGAUAUGUUCCCACACACUGAGCACAUCGAAAUGGUGCUACUGUUCGAGCGACUUGUUAGGGUGCAGAAAGCAAAGGAAAAAGAAAAUGGAAAUGAAACCCAAACCAGUGCCGCAAGCAGCACAUAACGUACUAUACGCACAUAACGUAUUAUAGUAUACGCAGAAAUAAAAUAAAUUGUUCAUCGCAAAAUAAGUUGAAUAAAAUUGAAUUCUUACGAAAA
Molecule: messenger RNA, 1976 nt
Organism: Sitodiplosis mosellana (orange wheat blossom midge)
Lineage: Eukaryota; Metazoa; Arthropoda; Insecta; Diptera; Cecidomyiidae
Product: tRNA (uracil-5-)-methyltransferase homolog A
Exons: 4
Coding region: 115-1881 (588 amino acids)
Biological process (GO): RNA processing
Molecular function (GO): RNA methyltransferase activity; nucleic acid binding
Source: RefSeq, a predicted model, not a curated record